Molecule: messenger RNA, 4032 nt
Organism: Phycodurus eques (leafy seadragon)
Lineage: Eukaryota; Metazoa; Chordata; Actinopteri; Syngnathiformes; Syngnathidae
Gene: fam20cb
Product: FAM20C golgi associated secretory pathway kinase b
Exons: 11
Coding region: 683-2353 (556 amino acids)
Biological process (GO): protein phosphorylation
Cellular component (GO): Golgi apparatus
Molecular function (GO): protein serine/threonine kinase activity
Source: RefSeq, a predicted model, not a curated record
UUGCUAUAAGACGUGCUUGUUUCUCCUAUCCAGCUGCACGCCCUGAAGGUGUCCCCGUCCCCUCCCUCGUUUUGUUACCUGCACGAAGUGAGGCGCCUUCCGUUGACAACUGUUCACCCGGAGAGCUGAUUUUCGGAUGAGUGCGCGUUCCACACUUGCGAGGACUUUCAAAAAAAAGAAAGAGCUUGAUAGUGAAGAGGUCGCGCGCUCGUGGUGUUUUCACGCGGGCUCCGCACGGAGGUUGGACCGAUGCGCGACCCCGGACCUCCACGUUGAACGGAUUCGUACUAGGUCGGCCUGACGCGCAGUGGAGAGCGGCCGUGACGACUAUGUGGCUUGCGCAAGUCGACCGUUGGUCUGAACCCGCUCGACAAGGUCCACCCGGACGCUCGCUGAUAAACAUUUAAAAAAAAACAAAAUCAAAAAAAAAAAUCUCAAAGCUCGGGGGGAAACAACAACAACAACAACAACAACAAAAAACGGACUCUGAUGCUGAAACCGUAACGCUUGAACACUGAAUCCUCUACUCAAGACGGCAAGUGAAGAUGGGUCCUUGGUGUUUAAUGUAUAUUUCAUUAGACUGGCGUCCAGUCUGAUUAACAUCAUCAGUGAUGUAGUCAGCCUGUGCAUCUGCGUGCUCAUCAUCUGCAGUAAAUACUCACAUCUGCUCAAAAGGGAGACCAUGAAGAUGAUCCUCCUGCGAAAAUUCCGCGUUUUGAUCCUCAUGGUGUUCCUGGUGGCGUGCUCCAUGCACAUCAUGAUAGACUUGCUGCCCAAGCUGGAGAGGCGCGGCGUAGGCGGCUGCUCCUGCUCGCACACGCCCAGCGAGGAGCCUCGCAGCUGGGCCAAGCAAGGCCGGCCAGACAAGCACGCGCUGCGCAUCCUGCAGGACUUCAGCAACGAGCCCAGCACCUCCAACGUCUCGUCCCGUUCCUUGGAGAAAGGCCCCGCCGCGGGAGACAAGUCCCAGGGGUUCGGCAUGCAGCAGCAGUACGGCCAGCGCGGGGACAGGAAGAGGCAGUUCAUCCGGGACGCCGCCGUCAGCGAGAAGACGCCGGCCAAGGGUUCGAGGUUGGCUGCCCUCUUUGAGCAGCCCUUGUAUAAAAGGUCCUGGCCGACACUCACCGAUGAGGACACCCUAUUCAACGUCAACACGGACAUCCGAUUUGACCCUAAAGCAGCGGAACAGGAGUGGAACGGCGAAGGCAAUCCAGAUGAGUUCAGCCCGACCGGAGAGCUGACGGCCGACUCUUAUCCCAACUGGCUGCGCUUCCACAUUGGAAUUAAUCGUUACGAGCUCUACUCCAGACACAAUCCCGUCAUCGACGCUCUGCUGAAGGAUCUCGUCAACCAGAGGAUCACCAGCGUGGCGAUGAAAUCUGGAGGCACUCAGCUCAAGCUCAUUAUGACCUUCCAGAACUACGGACAAGCUCUCUUCAAGCCCAUGAAGCAAACUCGUGAACAAGAGACACCCCCAGACUUCUUCUAUUUCUCCGACUUUGAGAGACACAACGCUGAGAUCGCUGCCUUUCACCUCGACAGGAUUCUGGACUUUCGCCGCGUCCCUCCCGUGGCCGGCAGACUCGUCAACAUGACCAAGGAGAUCCGAGAUGUCACGCGUGACAAAAAGCUGUGGCGGACAUUCUUCGUAUCACCAGCGAACAAUGUGUGUUUCUAUGGGGAAUGUUCGUACUACUGCUCCACGGAGCACGCUCUGUGUGGUAAACCCGACCAGAUUGAAGGAUCCCUGGCCGCCUUCCUCCCGGACCUUGCCCUCGCUAAGCGCAAAACCUGGAGGAACCCGUGGCGACGCUCCUACCACAAACGCAAGAAGGCAGAAUGGGAAGUGGACCCGGACUACUGCGAGGAGGUCAAACAAACUCCGCCCUACGACAGUGGGACCAGACUUCUGGACAUAAUGGACAUGACCAUCUUUGACUUCCUCAUGGGAAACAUGGAUCGGCAUCAUUAUGAGACGUUUGAAAAAUUUGGAAACGAGACUUUCAUCAUCCACCUGGACAACGGCAGGGGGUUUGGGAAACACUCCCAUGAUGAGAAGUCCAUCCUGGUGCCACUGACGCAGUGCUGCAGGGUACGCAAGUCGACCCACUUGCGUCUGCAGCUGCUGGCUAAGGAGGAAUACAAGCUGUCCACACUGGUGGCAGAAUCCCUGGUGAGGGACCGUCUCAGUCCCAUCCUCAUCCAGCCGCACCUGGACGCCAUGGACCGCCGAUUACGCCAGGUUCUGCAGGUGCUGGUUGAAUGCAUUGAAAAGGAGGGCUACGAUUACGUGGUGGAGAACGACCUCCAAGGGAGCCAGUGGACAGACCACAGCGGGCCAAGGCGGAGGUAGCUGGCCUGAGGACCUAGACGCUGCAUGGGACUGGAUUUGGGAGGAUUUCACUUGCCUCCUGAUGCCAAGUGAACGAUUUCAGGCCCAGCUGCCCGAAAGUCACAAACUAGCAGACGCAACAGAACUUGACGCAGGUGACAAAACACGGAUCCUAGGUUGAGCUGGGUUUGGACCAUGUACAUUGAGUUGGACCUCCCCUCGUCACCUCGGCCUCUUGAAAAAAAUAAACACCCACUAUCACCGCAGCCAGACUAACCCACUGCAGCACUAGCAGACCGUGAAAGUCUUGUAAGAGACGCCUUGUCUUUGUCUCCUUCUGGACCUUUUCUUUUGAAUUCAGUGAAUUCUGAGGGACUUGGCGCGACUUUCCAAGCUGAAAAAUGUGUUUCUACGUACUGAUGACAUCCCGAGCAUUCAAUUGAGUUGCCCUGGAGGGAAUCCUGGUUGUUUUUUUUGUCAUCUUAAAGAUCCAAAACAUUAAGUUGUGUUUACAUGAAAAUAUUUUAUGUUAUUUUAUGUCCUCUCACGGCUCUUUGUGGUUUAAAUAUUUUUAAUUGGAGUGCAGGUUAACUCCUGAAUUUGUCUAUUAAUAUUGCCCAUAAAUGUCCAGGAGAGUGUAUUUAUCGAAAACCAUAUUUAUUGUUAGAACGAAAAUAGGCACAAAAUCAGCCUCAAAAACAUCAAAGUGGUGUACUCUCUUAUUUACCCCACAAGAGGGCGCUUAUUGCUGUGUGCAAAACCACAAGUUAUUAGGUCAGGAAAUAUUCAAUAAAUUGGGAGGAACAAAGGUCCGCCUGACUUUGUGUCACUUAACGCCCAACUGCUGUCUUAUUAUUCGUAUCACCUAAUCACCAGCCACUACAUUAGGUACACUUGCACAAUGUACUGAACUCCCAAUACAAGGGCUGUAUCGAAUAUCAGCUUUUAUAUACAGCAGAGAAAAAUGUUCAGUUUUGACUGGCACUAUUCAUUGAACAAUUUGCAUUAAUGUGGUUGGAGUUGACAGUGAUGCAAAACAGCACUGUAUCAUCCUGAGAGGUGUUUCUAACAUUCUGGUUACGCUGCAUGAGAGUGGAAAAAAUAUCAGAACUAUUUCUCUGUAUGUUGCACCACUGUUAUUAUACAACUGUUGAAAAAAAAAAAAAAAAAAAACAUGAAUUAAAAUCAGAGCAUCCUUGUCAAAGCAGAAUUUUGGAUGCGUUACAGUGCGUGUAGGUGUACCUAAUAUUGUGGCCAGUGAGUGUAAAUGGGUUGUAGUACCAAAAAUGUUAAACAAAUCGUUUUGUACUAUUGUUUCUUUGUAAUAUAAUUGGUGUCCAGAUGUUGCUGUCAUGGAGAGAUUAUUUUUGGGGGUGUACAGUACAUUUGAUUCAUUAACAACAGCUUUGACGGCUGAGCUGUUGGUCGAGCCGACGGUUCUGUCAUUGGCUGAAAUUUAAUAUAUACCAUAGAGAAAUCUAGUGCCUGUGCAAUGAUAGAAACUUGAAUGUCUGGUUUCAUACGGCCGAAAGGUUUCAACUUCCUCCCAGAGACGAGUACAGAUGAGAUGGGGGGGGGUCCUUGUAUGAGUGUGUGCUGAUUCCAUCUGUUCCACAAAAAGGUUUUCUACAGUCCUGUGUCAAUACAUUGCGUGUGUGUGUGUCUGUGUGCGUGUGUGUGUGUGUGUGUGUGAGGAUCCA